GGAGCGGCCCGGGCUCUGGCCAUGUUCUCGGAUGAGGAUUUCUGGAUCGCCCUGUGAAGAGGUCUCCCCGAGAGGGCCCUGCCCAGUCGGAGAGAGGGAUGGACAGCCAGAAGCUGCCUGCUGAAGAUAAAGAUUCAGACCCGGCAGCUGAUGGACUUGCAGCCCCUGAGAAGCCAGGUGCCUCUGAGCCAGACCUUCCCAUCCUGUGUAUCGGGGAGGUCUCUGUACCCAGUUCCGGGAGUUUCAGGCUUCAGAAGCCUCAUGACUGCAGUAGGGGUCCAGCUCGGCGUUGUGCUCUAUGUAACUGUGGGGAGCCCAGUCUGCAUGGGCAGAGGGAGCUGCAGCGCUUUGAAUUGCCAUCUGACUGGCCCGGGUUUCCGGUGGUAUCCUCUGGGGGAAGCUCAGGUCCCUGUGAGGCAGUGCUGCCCAAUGAGGACCCAUCACAAAUUGGUUUCCCUGAGGGUCUUACGCCUGCCCACCUAGGAGAGCCUGGAGGGCACUGCUGGGCACAUCACUGGUGUGCAGCAUGGUCAGCAGGUGUGUGGGGGCAGGACGGCCCAGAACUAUGUGGUGUGGACAAGGCCAUCUUCUCAGGGAUCUCACAGCGCUGCUCCCACUGCACCAGGUUUGGUGCCUCCGUUCCCUGCCGCUCACCUGGAUGUUCACGGCUUUACCACUUUCCCUGUGCGACUGCCAGUGGUUCCUUCUUAUCCAUGACAACACUGCAGCUGUUCUGCCCAGAGCACAGUGAUGGAGCUGCACAUUUGGAGGAGGCUCGCUGUGCAGUAUGUGAGGGGCCAGGGGAGCUGUGUGACUUGUUCUUCUGUACCAGCUGUGGGCAUCACUAUCAUGGAGCCUGUCUGGACACUGCUCUGACUGCCCGCAAGCGUGCCGGUUGGCAGUGCCCUGAGUGCAAAGUGUGCCAAGCCUGCAGGAAACCUGGGAAUGAUUCUAAAAUGUUGGUCUGUGAGACGUGUGACAAAGGAUAUCAUACCUUCUGCUUAAAACCCCCCAUUGAGGACCUGCCUGCUCACUCAUGGAAAUGCAAAACAUGCCGGAUAUGUCGGGCCUGUGGGGCCGGCUCAGCAGAAUUGAAUCCCAACUCUGAGUGGUUUGAGAACUAUUCACUCUGUCACCGCUGUCAUAAAGCCCAGGGAAGCCAGCCUGUCAUUUCUGUUGCUGAACAGCACCCAGCUGUCUGUAGCAGGUUUUCACCCCCAGAGCCUGGUGAGAUCCCCACUGAUGCGCCUGAUGCUCUGUACGUCGCAUGCCAAGGGCAGCCAAAGGGGGGGCACGUGACCUCUAUGCAACCCAAGGAACCGGGGCCCCUGCAAUGUGAAGCCAAACCACUAGGGAGAGCAGGGACCCAACUUGAAGGCCAGUUGGAGGCUCCCCUAAAUGAGGAGAUGCCACUGCUGCCCCCGCCUGAGGAGUCACCUCUGUCUCCACCACCUGAAGAAUCACCCACAUCUCCACCACCUGAGGCCUCUCGCCUGUCCCCACCAACUGAAGAGUCACCCCUUUCUCCACCACCUGAGUCAUCACCUUUUUCUCCACUGGAGGGGUCUCCCCCAUGUCCUGCACUAGACACACCCCUGUCUCCACCGCCUGAAGCCUCACCCCUAUCUCCACCAUUUGAGGAGUCUCCUCUCUCCCCCCCACCAGAGGAAUUGCCCUCUUCUCCGCCACCUGAAGCGUCUCGCCUAUCUCCUCCACCAGAAGAGUCGCCCAUGUCCCCUCCACCAGAAGAGUCACCUAUGUCCCCUCCACCUGAGGCAUCUCGUCUUUUUCCACCAUUUGAAGAGUCUCCCCUAUCUCCUCCACCUGAGGACUCUCCUCUGUCCCCACCUCCAGAGGCAUCACGGCUGUCCCCACCCCCUGAGGACUCCCCCAUGUCUCCCCCACCUGAAGACUCCCCUAUGUCCCCCCCACCUGAGGUAUCACGCUUCUUGCCCAUGCCUGUCCUGUCACAUCUGUCGCCUCUGCCUGAGGUAUCACGACUCUCCCCACCACCUGAGGAAUCUCCCCUGUCCCCACCACCCGAAGACUCUCCCACUUCACCUCCACCUGAAGCUUCCCGAGUGUCCCCACCACCUGAGGACUCUCCCGCCUCACCUCCACCUGAAGCUUCUCGACUAUCCCCUCCCCGUGAAGACUCACCUGCUUCACCUCCACCUGAGGACUCACUCAUGUCCCUUCCGAUGGAAGAGUCACCCUUGUCGCCACUGCCUGAGGAGCUGAGACUCUGCCCUCAGCCUGAGGAACCGUACCUGUCUCCUAAGCCUGAAGAGCCUCGACUCUGUCCCCAGCCUGGGGAGCUACUGCUGUCCCCACAGUCUGAGGAGCCAUGCCUGUCCCCUGUGCUUGCAGAGCCACACCCAUCUUCUCAGCCUGAGGAGCUACGCUUGUCCCCUGUGCCUCGGGAACCACCCCUGUCCCCUCCGCCUGAGGAACCACUCCUGUCCCCUCAGCCUAAGCAGAUGCACCUGUCUCCCCAAUCUGAGGAGCCCUGCCUGUCCCCCAUGCCUGAGGAGCCAUGCCUGUCCCCCAUGCCCGAGGAGCUACAUCAAUCUCCUCCGCCUGAGCCUCCUGAGGAACCAAGCCAGUGCCCUGCACCUAAGGAGCUGUCCUUGUUUCCCCCAUGUGGGGAACCACCUUUAUCCCCCAUGCUUGGAGAGCCAGCCCUGUCUGAGCCUGGGGAACCACCUCUGUCCCCACUUCCUGAGGAACUGCCCUUGUCCCUGUCGGAGCCAGUCUUGUCACCUCAGCUGAUGCCACCAGAUCCUCUUCCUCCUCCGCUCUCACCCAUUAUCCCAGCUGCAGCCCCUCCAGCCUUGUCUCCUUUGGGGGAGUUAGAGUACCCCUUUGGUGCCAAAGGGGACAGUGACCCCGAGUCACCAUUGGCUGCCCCCAUCCUCGAGACACCUAUCAGCCCUCCACCGGAAGCCAACUGCACUGACCCUGAGCCUGUACCCCCAAUGAUUCUCCCCCCAUCUCCAGGCUCCCCUAUGGGACCUGCUUCUCCGAUCCUGAUGGAGCCCCUCCCUCCGCCCUGCUCUCCGCUCCUUCAGCACUCCUUACCUCCUCCAACCCCUCCUCCUUCCCACUGCUCACCUCCUGCUCUGCCGCUCGCUGUUCCCUCCCCACUGAGUCCUGUGCAGAAGGCAGUGGAUGUCUCUGAUGAAGCUGAGCUGCAGGAGAUGGACACUGAAAAAGGUUCAGAACCUGAGUGCCCAGCCUUGGAACCCAGGGCCACCAGUCCUCUGCCAUCCCCUAUGGGGGACCUUUCUUGCCCUGCCCCCAGCCCUGCCCCAGCCCUGGAUGACUUCUCUGGCUUGGGAGAAGACACAGCCCCUCUAGAUGGGACUGAUGCUAAUCCUUCACAGUCACGGACUGGACAGAUCUCUGGCAGUUUGGCUAGUGAACUUAAAGGUUCUCCUGUGCUCCUGGACCCCGAGGAGCUGAUCCCUGUGACCCCUAUGGAGGUCUAUGGCCCAGAAUGCAAGCAGGCAGGGCAGGGCUCACCCUGUGAAGAGCAGGAGGAGCCUGGUGCACCAAUGGCCGCCAUGCCCCCCACUCUCAUCAAAUCUGAUAUUGUCAAUGAGAUCUCUAAUCUGAGCCAGGGUGAUGCCAGUGCCAGUUUCCCUGGUUCAGAGCCCCUGCUGGGUUCACCUGACCCUGAGGGGGGUGGCUCCCUGUCCAUGGAGCUGGGAGUAUCUACGGAUGUUAGUCCAGCUCGAGAUGAGGGCUCCCUGCGCCUCUGCACUGACUCGCUGCCAGAGACUGAUGACUCCCUGCUGUGUGACACUGGCACAGCAACCAGUGGAGGCAAAGCUGAGGGGGACAAAGGGCGGCGGCGCAGUUCGCCUGCCAGGUCCCGAAUCAAACAGGGUCGGAGCAGCAGUUUCCCAGGGCGACGCCGGCCUCGUGGAGGAGCAGCACACGGAGGACGAGGGAGAGGACGGGCUCGGCUGAAGUCAACCACUUCUUCCAUUGAGACACUGGUAGUGGCUGAUAUUGAUAGUUCUCCUAGCAAGGAGGAGGAGGAGGAAGACGACGACACCAUGCAAAAUACUGUGGUUCUCUUCUCUAACACAGACAAAUUUGUUCUAAUGCAGGACAUGUGUGUGGUGUGUGGCAGCUUUGGCCGGGGUGCCGAGGGCCACCUCUUGGCCUGUUCUCAGUGUUCUCAGUGCUAUCACCCGUACUGUGUCAACAGCAAGAUCACCAGGGUGAUGCUGCUGAAGGGCUGGCGUUGUGUGGAGUGUAUUGUGUGUGAGGUAUGCGGCCAGGCCUCCGACCCUUCACGCCUGCUGCUCUGUGAUGACUGUGACAUUAGCUACCACACAUACUGCCUGGAUCCCCCGCUGCUCACCGUGCCCAAGGGUGGCUGGAAGUGCAAGUGGUGUGUGUCGUGUAUGCAGUGUGGGGCCGCCUCCCCUGGCUUCCACUGUGAAUGGCAGAAUAGUUACACACAUUGCGGGCCAUGUGCCAGCCUGGUGACCUGUCCUAUUUGUCACGCUCCCUAUGUGGAGGAAGACCUGCUAAUCCAGUGUCGCCACUGUGAACGGUGGAUGCAUGCUGGCUGUGAGAGUCUCUUCACAGAAGAUGAAGUGGAGCAGGCUGCCGAUGAGGGCUUUGACUGUGUCUCCUGCCAGCCCUACGUGGUAAAGCCUGUGGUACCUGUUGCCCCACCAGAGUUGGUACCUAUGAAGGUAAAAGAGCCAGAGCCCCAGUUCUUUCGCUUCGAGGGUGUGUGGCUGACAGAAACUGGCAUGGCGGUGCUGCGUAACCUGACCAUGUCACCACUGCACAAGCGGCGCCAGCGGCGAGGACGGCUAGGCCUCCCAGGCGAGGCAGGGCUGGAGGGUUCUGAGCCCUCAGAUGCCCUUGGCCCUGAUGACAAGAAGGAUGGGGACCUGGACACUGACGAGCUGCUCAAGGGUGAAGGUGGUGUUGAGCAAAUGGAGUGUGAAAUUAAGCUAGAAGGCCCCGCCAGCCCUGAUGUAGAACUUGGCAAAGAAGAGACAGAGGAAAGCAAAAAGCGCAAGCGCAAACCCUAUCGGCCGGGCAUUGGUGGUUUCAUGGUACGACAGCGCAAGUCUCAUAGCCGUGUGAAAAGGGGGCCUGCUGCACAGGCGGAGGUGUUGAGUGGGGAUGGGCAGCCCGACGAGGGUGAGACGGUGAUGCCUGCUGACCUGCCUGCCGAGGGCUCUGUGGAACAGAGCCUUGUUGAGGGGGACGAAAAGAAGAAGCAACAGCGACGAGCGCGCAAAAAGAGCAAGCUGGAGGACAUGUUCCCUGCUUACCUGCAGGAAGCCUUCUUUGGAAAGGAACUGCUGGACCUGAGUCGGAAGGCCCUGUUUGCAGUUGGGGUGGGCCGGCCAGGCCUCGGGCUGGGAACCUCAAAACCCCGGGGGGAUGGAGGUUCAGAUAGGAAGGAACUUAUGACAGCCUUGCACAAAGGAGAUGAUGGUCCAGAUGUUGCAGACGAGGAGUCCCAUGGGCCUGAGGGCACAGCUGAUGUACCAGGGCUUGAGGAUGGGCGUGUAAAGACAUCCCCAGUGCCCAGUGACCCUGAGAAGCCAGGCACCCCAGGGGAAGGAGUGCUUAGCUCUGACUUAGACAGGAUUCCCACAGAAGAACUGCCCAAAAUGGAGUCCAAGGACCUGCAGCAGCUUUUUAAGGAUGUCCUGGGCUCAGAACGAGAACAGCAUUUGGGUUGUGGCACUCCUGGCCUAGAAGGCAGCCGUACACCACUGCAGAGGCCCUUUCUCCAAGGUGGACUCGCUUUGGGCAGUCUCCCCUCCAGUAGCCCGAUGGAUUCCUACCCAGGCCUCUGCCAGUCCCCUUUCUUGGAUUCUAGGGAGCGCGGGGGCUUCUUUAGCCCAGAACCCGGUGAGCCAGACAGCCCUUGGACAGGCUCAGGGGGCACCACACCCUCUACCCCGACCACGCCUACCACAGAGGGCGAGGGCGACGGGCUGUCCUAUAACCAGCGGAGUCUACAGCGUUGGGAAAAAGAUGAGGAACUGGGCCAGCUCUCCACUAUUUCACCUGUACUCUAUGCCAACAUUAACUUUCCUAAUCUCAAGCAAGACUACCCAGACUGGUCUAGCCGAUGUAAACAAAUCAUGAAGCUCUGGAGAAAGGUUCCAGCCACCGACAAAGCCCCCUACCUGCAAAAGGCCAAAGAUAACCGGGCUGCUCACCGCAUCAACAAGGUGCAAAAGCAGGCUGAGAGCCAGAUCAGCAAGCAAGCCAAGAUGGGCGACAUAGCCCGUAAGACUGAUCGACCAGCCCUCCAUCUCCGCAUUCCCUCCCAGCCAGGGGCAUUGGGCAGUCCGCCCCCUGCCGCGGCCCCCACCAUUUUCCUUGGCAGCCCCACCACCCCUGCUGGCUUGUCUACCUCUGCGGACGGGUUCUUGAAGCCACCAGCGGGCACAGUACCCGGCCCUGACUCACCUGGUGAGCUCUUCCUCAAGCUCCCGCCCCAGGUGCCCGCCCAAGUGCCUUCGCAGGACCCCUUUGGACUGGCCCCUGCCUACGCCCCGGAGCCCCGCUUCUCUGCGGCACCACCCACUUAUCCUCCUUACCCAAGCCCUACUGGAGCCCCUGUCCAGCCUCCCGUGCUGGGUACCACAACUCGACCUGGGACUGGCCAGCCAGGGGAAUUUCAUACUACUCCACCGGGUACCCCCAGACACCAGCCUUCUACGCCUGACCCCUUCCUCAAACCUCGCUGCCCCUCAUUGGACAACCUGGCUGUGCCUGAGAGCCCAGGGGUAGUAGGAGGCAAGGCUUCCGAGCCUCUGCUCUCACCCCAACCUUUUGGGGAGUCCCGAAAGUCCCUGGAAGUGAAGAAGGAAGAGCUUGGGGCAUCCUCUCCUGGCUAUGGUCCCCCAAACCUGGGCUGUGUUGACUCACCCUCUUCAGGCCCCCACCUGGGUGGCCUGGAGUUAAAGGCACCUGAUGUCUUCAAAGCUCCCCUAACCCCUCGGGCAUCUCAGGUAGAGCCCCAGAGCCCGGGCCUGGGCCUACGGGCCCAGGAGCCACCCCCUGCCCAGGCUUUGGCCCCUUCUCCUCCCAGCCACCCAGAUGUCUUUCGUCCAGGCCCAUACCCCGACCCCUAUGCCCAGCCCCCAUUGACUCCUCGGCCCCAGCCACCACCCCCUGAGAGCUGCUGUGCCCCACCUCCCCGAUCACUGCCCUCUGAUCCUUUCUCCAGAGUGCCCGCUAGUCCCCAGUCCCAGUCCAGUUCUCAGUCCCCACUGACCCCACGUCCUCUGUCGGCUGAGGCGUUCUGUCCAUCCCCUGUUACCCCUCGCUUCCAGUCUCCUGACCCUUAUUCUCGUCCACCCUCACGCCCUCAGUCCCGUGAUCCCUUUGCCCCGUUGCAUAAGCCACCCCGGCCCCAGCCCCCUGAAGUUGCCUUUAAGGCUGGGCCCCUAGCCCACACUCCGCUGGGAGCUGGGGGCUUCCCAGCGGCCCUGCCCUCUGGCCCAGCAGGUGAGCUCCAUGCCAAGGUCCCAAGUGGGCAGCCCACUAAUUUUGCCCGUUCUCCUGGGACGGGCGCAUUUGUGGGCACCCCAUCUCCCAUGCGGUUCACUUUCCCACAGGGGGUAGGGGAGCCUUCCCUAAAACCCCCUGUCCCUCAGCCUGGUCUCCCUUCACCCCAUGGGAUCAACAGCCAUUUUGGGCCUGGCCCCACUUUGGGCAAGCCUCAAAGCACAAACUACACCGUAGCCACGGGGAACUUUCACCCAUCAGGCAGUCCUCUGGGGCCCAGCAGUGGGCCCACAGGGGAGGGCUAUGGGCUGUCCCCACUACGCCCCGCAUCAGUUCUGCCACCUCCCACACCUGAUGGAUCCCUCCCCUACUUGUCGCAUGGAGCCUCACAAAGGGUAGGCAUCACCUCUCCAGUGGAAAAGAGAGAAGACCCAGGAGCCACAGUGAGUAGUAGCUCUUUGGCGACAGCUGAACUCUCAAGUGCCCAGGAUGCAGGCAUGUCUAGCCUCAGCCAGACAGAGCUGGAGAAGCAACGGCAGCGCCAGCGACUACGGGAACUGCUGAUUCGGCAGCAGAUCCAGCGGAACACCCUGCGGCAGGAGAAGGAAACAGCUGCAGCAGCUGCAGGUGCAGUCGGGCCUCCAGGCAACUGGGGUGCUGAACCCAGCAGCCCUGCCUUUGAACAGCUGAGCCGAGGCCAGCCCCCUCUUACUGGGCCUCAGGAUAGGAGCAGCAUUGUGGGGCUGCCCUCAAGCAAGCUUGGUGGUCCUGUGCUGGGACCAGGGGCCUUCUCCAGCGAUGAUCGACUCUCCCGGCCGCUUCCACCAGCCACUCCUUCCAUGGACAUAAACAGCAGGCAACUUGUUGGAGGCUCCCAGGCCUUCUAUCAGCGAACACCCUAUCCUGGGUCCCUGCCCUUACAGCAGCAGCAGCAACAACUGUGGCAGCAGCAGCAGCAGCAGCAGCAGCAGCAGCAGCAGCAGCAGCAGCAGCAGGUGGCAGCAGCAGCAACCUCCAUGAGACUUGCCAUGUCUGCUCGAUUCUCAUCAACUCCUGGACCUGAACUUGGCCGCCAAGCACUCGGUUCCCCCUUGGCAGGAAUUCCCACCCGCCUUCCAGGCCCUGCCGAGCCAGUUCCUGGUUCAGCUGGUCCUGCUCAGUUCAUUGAGUUGCGACAUAAUGUACAGAAAGGACUUGGACCUGGGGUAUCUCCGUUUCCUGGUCAAGGUCCCCUUCAGAGGCCCCGUUUUUACCCAGUAAGCGAGGAACCCCAUCGACUGGCUCCUGAAGGUCUUCGGGGCCUGGCUGUUUCAGGCCUUCCCCCACAAAAGCCCUCAGCUCCGCCAGCCCCUGAGUUGAACAACAGCCUCCAUCAGACACCCCAUACCAAGGGUCCUGCCUUACCAGCUGGCUUGGAGCUGGUCAGUCGUCCACCAUCAAGCACUGAACUUAGUCGUCCCCCUCUGGCCUUGGAGGCUGGGAAGUUGCCUUGUGAGGAUCCUGAGCUGGACGAUGACUUUGAUGCCCACAAGGCCCUAGAGGAUGAUGAAGAGCUUGCUCACUUGGGUCUGGGUGUGGAUGUGGCCAAGGGCGAUGAUGAGUUGGGUACCCUGGGAAACCUGGAGACAAACGAUCCCCACCUGGAUGACCUCCUCAAUGGAGAUGAAUUUGACCUGCUAGCGUAUACUGACCCUGAGCUUGAUACUGGGGAUAAGAAGGACAUCUUUAAUGAGCACCUAAGGCUGGUGGAGUCAGCAAAUGAGAAGGCUGAGCGAGAAGCCCUGCUGCGGGGGGUGGAGCCAGCAUCCUUGGGCCCUGAGGACCGUCCUCCACCUGCCCCAGAUAACUCAGAGCCUCGCUUAACAUCUGUGCUCCCUGAGGUGAAGCCCAAAGUGGAGGAGGGAGGACGCCAUCCUUCCCCUUGCCAGUUCACCAUGAAUACCCCCAAGGUGGAGCCAGCUCCUCCUGCCACUCCCCUAACCCUGGGUCUGAAGCCAGGGCAGACUGUGAUGGGCGGCCGGGACACUCGAGGAGGAGUAGGUACAGGACCGUUCCCUAGCAGUGGGCACACAGCUGAGAAGGGCCCAUUUGGGGCCACAGGAGGAACACCAGCACACUUGCUGAACCCCAGCUCACUGAGUGGCUCAGCUGGAUCUUCUCUUCUGGAAAAGUUUGAGCUAGAAAGUGGGGCCCUAACCUUACCCAGUGGCCAUGCAGCCCCUGGGGAUGAGCUGGACAAGAUGGAGAGCUCAUUGGUAGCCAGCGAACUGCCGCUGCUCAUUGAGGACCUACUAGAGCACGAGAAGAAGGAACUGCAGAAGAAACAGCAGCUUUCAGCACAGACUGCGCUGCCAGCCCAGCAACAACAGCAACAGCAGCAGCAGCAGCAGCACUCCCUCCUUCCCACACCGGGCCCUGCCCAGCCACUGCCUUUGCCACAUGAGCCUGGACCGCCCCAGCAGCUUGCUCUGGGUCUUGGGAGUACCCGACAGCCAGGCUUGGGCCCGUCAGUGAUGCCGGCCCAGUCACCAGCUCAUGCCCUUCAGCAGCGUCUGGCUAUGGUGUCUAACCAAGGGCAUAUGCUAAGUGGGCAGCCAGCUGGGCAGACAGGCCUGGUGCCCCAGCAGAGCUCACAGCCAGUGUUAGCACAGAAGCCCAUGAACUCCAUGCCAGCGUCCAUGUGCAUGAAGCCCCAGCAGCUGGCGAUGCAGCAGCAGCAGCUGGCUAACAGUUUCUUCCCAGACACAGACCUGGACAAAUUUGCUGCAGAAGACAUCAUUGAUCCUAUUGCAAAGGCCAAGAUGGUAGCUUUGAAAGGCAUCAAGAAAGUGAUGGCUCAGGGCAGCAUUGGGGUGGCACCUGGUAUAAACAGGCAGCAAGUGUCACUGCUGGCUCAGAGGCUCUCCGGGGGGUCUGGCAGUGAUCUUCAGAACCAUGUGGCACCUGGGAGUGGCCAGGAACGGAAUGCUAGUGACCCUUCCCAGCCUCGUCCCAACCCACCCACUUUUGCCCAGGGAGUGAUCAAUGAGGCUGACCAGCGGCAGUAUGAAGAAUGGCUGUUCCACACCCAGCAGCUCCUACAGAUGCAGCUGAAGGUGCUAGAAGAGCAGAUCGGUGUGCACCGCAAGUCUCGGAAGGCUCUGUGUGCCAAGCAGCGCACUGCCAAAAAGGCCGGCCGCGAGUUCCCAGAAGCCGAUGCUGAGAAGCUCAAGCUGGUCACAGAGCAGCAGAGCAAGAUCCAGAAGCAGCUGGACCAGGUCCGGAAACAGCAGAAAGAGCACACAAAUCUCAUGGCAGAAUAUCGGAACAAACAGCAGCAACAGCAGCAGCAGCAGCAGCAGCACUCAGCUGUACUGGCUGUCAGCUCUUCUCAGAAUCCUCGGGUCCUCACCAAGCUCCCUGGCCAUGGGUUACAGCCACCACAGGCACCUCCGGGUGGGCAAGCUGGAGGGCUUCGUCUGCCUCCAGGGGGUAUGGUACUACCCGGACAGUCUGGUGGUCCAUUCCUCAAUACUGCCUUGGCCCAGCAGCAGCAGCAGCAGCAGCAGCAGCAGCAGCAGCAGCAGCAGCAGCAGCAGCAGCAGCAGCAGCAGCAGCAGCAGCAGCAGCAGCAUUCUGGUGUGGCUGGAUCCUUGACUGGCCCCUCAGGGAGCUUCUUCCCUGGCAAUCUUGCUCUCCGAAGCCUUGGACCUGACUCGAGGCUUUUACAGGAAAGGCAGCAACAGCUGCAGCAGCAACGAAUGCAGCUGGCUCAGAAACUGCAGCAGCAGCAGCAGCAGCAGCAGCAGCAGCACCUCUUAGGGCAGGUGGCAAUCCAACAACAACAACAGGGUCCCGGAGUACAGAACCAGGCUCUGGGUCCUAAGCCUCAGGGCCUUCUGCCUCCCAGCAACCACCAGGGCCUCCUGGUUCAACAGUUGUCCCCCCAGCAAUCACAGGGGCCCCAGGGCAUGCUGGGUCCUGCCCAGGUGGCAGUGCAGCAGCAGCACUCUGGAGCUUUGGGUCCUCAGGGCCCUCACAGACAGGUGCUCAUGACUCAGUCCAGGGUGCUGAGCUCCCCUCAGCUGGCACAGCAGGGUCACAGCCUUAUGGGACACCGGCUGCUCACAGCCCAGCAGCAGCAGCAACAACAGCAGCAGCAGCAGCAGCAGCAGCAGCAGCAGCAGGGAUCUAUGACGGGGCUUUCCCAACUUCAGCAAGGAAUGAUGUCACAUAGUGGACAGCCCAAAAUGAGUGCUCAGGCCUUGGGUUCUUUACAACAGCAGCAGCAGCAACAGAUGCAACAGCAACAGAUACAACAGCAACAGAUGCAACAGCAACAGAUGCAACAGCAACAGAUGCAACAGCAACAGAUGCAACAGCUGCAGCAGCAGCAACAACAGCAACAGCUGCUACAGCAGCAACAGCUGCACUUGCAGCAGCAGCUGCACCAGCAACAACAGCUGCAGCAGCAGCAGCUGGGCCUCUUGAACCAGAAUCGAACUUUAUUAUCUCCGCAGCAGCAGCAGCAGCAGCAGCAGCAGCAGCAGCAGCAGCAGCAGCAGCAGCAGCAGCAGCAGCAGCAAGUGACACUUGGCCCUGGCAUGCCAGUCAAGCCUCUUCAACACUUUUCUAGCCCUGGAGCCCUAGGCCCAACCUCCCUCCUGGCAGGCAAGGAGCAAAACAUUGCAGAGACAGCGCUUCCUUCAGAGGUCACUGAGGGACCCUCAACACAUCAAGGAGGGCCACCAGCAGUGGGCACUACACCUGAGCCAAUGUCUGUUGACCCAGGGGAGGUAAAGCCCUCUGUUUCUGGAGACUCACAACUCCUACUUGUCCAGUCCCAGGCCCAACCUCAGCCCACCUCAGUGCAGCUCCAGCCGCCGCUCAGGCUCCCAGGACAGCCCCAGCAGCAGGUGAACUUGCUUCCCAUGGCAGGUGGAGGAAGCCAUGGGCAGCAGCUAGGGAGUGGAUCCUCCUCUGAGGCCCCAUCUGUACCCCACCUGCUGGCCCAACCCUCUGUUGCCUUGGGGGAGCAGCCUGGACCUAUGGCCCAGAAUCUUCUGGGCUCCCAACAGCCCCUUGGGCUAGAUCGACCCAUUCAGAAUAACACAGGGUCACAGCCUUCCAAAUCGGGACCUACUCCUCAGUCUGGACAGGGUCCUCCUGGAGUUGGAGUCAUGCCUACAGUGGGUCAACUUCGAGCACAGCUCCAAGGAGUCCUGGCCAAAAACCCGCAGCUACGGCACCUGAGCCCACAGCAGCAGCAGCAGCUACAGGCACUCCUCAUGCAACGGCAGCUGCAGCAGAGUCAGGCAGUACGCCAGACUCCACCGUUCCAGGAACUGGGGACCCAACCCUCUCCCCUCCAGGGCCUCCUAGGCUGUCAACCUCAACCUGGGGGUUUUUCUGCAUCUCAGACAGGACCCCUCCAGGAGCUAGGGGCAGGGUCUCGACCUCAGGGCCCACCCCGGCUCCCUGUCCCACAAGGAGCCUUAUCUACAGGACCAGUGCUUGGCCCUGUCCAUCCCACACCUCCACCUUCCAGUCCCCAAGAGCCAAAGAGACCUUCACAAUUACCUUCCCCCAGUGCCCAGCUAACCCCAACCCAUCCAGGGACUCCAAAGCCCCAGGGGCCAGCCUUGGAGCUGCCUCCUGGGAGGGUCUCACCUGCUGCUGCCCAGCUUGCAGAUACUUUCUUUGGCAAGGGGCUAGGACCUUGGGACCCCUCAGACAACGUUACAGAAGCCCAGAAGCCAGAGCAGAGCAGCCUGGUACCCGGGCAUCUGGAGCAGGUGAACGGACAGGUGGUACAUGAGCCAUCUCAACUCAGCAUCAAACAGGAGCCUCGGGAAGAGCCAUGUGUCCUGGGUGCACAGACAGUGAAAAGGGAGGCCAAUGGGGAGCCAACUGGGGCACCAGGCACCAGCAACCACCUCCUGCUAGCAGGCUCCCGCUCAGAGGCUGGGCAUCUGCUCUUGCAGAAGCUUCUACGGGCAAAGAAUGUGCAACUUGGUGCUGGGCGGGGUCCUGAGGGCCUUCGAGCUGAGAUCAAUGGACACAUUGACAGCAAACUGUCAGGGCUGGAGCAGAAGCUACAGGGUACUUCCAGCAACAAAGAGGACGCAGCCGCGAGAAAGCCUCUGCCAGUGAAGCCCAAGCGGGUGCAGAAGACAAGUGACAGAUUGGCGAGCUCCCGGAAGAAGCUGCGGAAAGAAGAUGGCGUCAGGGCCAAUGAGGCAUUAUUGAAACAGCUAAAACAGGAACUGUCCCAGCUGCCGCUGACGGAGCCUACCAUCACCGCCAAUUUUAGCCUCUUUGCUCCCUUUGGCAGUGGCUGCCUAGUCAGUGGGCAGAGCCAGCUCAGGGGGGCCUUUGGAAGUGGGGCUCUGCACACCAGCCCUGACUACUAUUCUCAGCUGCUCACCAAGAAUAACCUGAGUAACCCGCCGACACCACCCUCGUCGCUGCCCCCCACCCCACCCCCAUCGGUGCAGCAGAAGAUGGUGAAUGGUGUUACUCCCUCUGACGAGCUGGGGGAGCACCCCAAGGAUGCAGCCUCUGCCCAGGACAGUGAAGGAACACUGAGAGAUACUGCAGAAGUGAAGAGUUUAGACCUGCUGGCCGCUCUGCCUACACCCCCUCACAAUCAGACUGAGGAUGUCAGGAUGGAGAGUGAUGAGGACAGCGAUUCUCCUGACAGCAUUGUGCCAGCUUCUUCCCCUGAGAGCAUCCUUGGGGAAGAGGCCCCGCGUUUCCCUCAGCUGGGCUCUGGCCGGUGGGAGCAGGACAGCCGGGCCCUGUCUCCUGUCAUCCCCAUCAUCCCUCGAACCAGCAUCCCUGUCUUCCCAGAUACCAAACCUUAUGGGGUCCUUGACCUGGAGGUCCCUGGAAAGCUGCCUGCUACAGCGUGGGAGAAGGGCAAGGGGAGUGAGGUGUCAGUCAUGCUCACAGUCUCUGCUGCUGCCGCCAAGAACCUAAAUGGCGUGAUGGUGGCAGUGGCUGAGCUGCUAAGCAUGAAGAUCCCCAACUCCUAUGAGGUGCUGUUCCCAGACGGCCCUGCCCGGGCUGGCCUCGAACCCAAGAAGGGGGAAGCUGAGGGUUCUGGUGGGAAAGAAAAAGGUUUGAGUGGCAAGGGCCCAGACACUGGACCUGAUUGGCUGAAGCAGUUUGAUGCAGUGCUGCCUGGCUAUACCCUCAAGAGCCAGUUAGACAUCUUGAGCCUCUUGAAGCAGGAGAGCCCUGCCCCAGAGCCAUCCACCCAGCACACGUACACCUACAAUGUCUCUAACCUGGAUGUGAGGCAGCUCUCCGCCCCACCUCCUGAGGAACCUUCCCCACCUCCAUCCCCUUUGGCACCUUCUCCUGCUAGUCCUCCCGCUGAGCCCAUGGUUGAACUUCAGGCUGAACUGCCUGCUGAGCCACCCAUCCCUUCACCUCUACCACUGGCUUCAUCCCCUGAAUCUGCCCGCCCCAAACCCCGAGCCCGGCCCCCUGAAGAGAGCGAAGAUUCCCGUCCCCCACGCCUCAAAAAGUGGAAAGGGGUACGCUGGAAGCGGCUGCGGCUCCUGCUGACCAUUCAGAAGGGCAGUUGUCGUCAAGAGGAUGAACGGGAGGUGGCAGAGUUUAUGGAGCAGUUUGGUACAGCUUUGAGACCAAGCAAGGUGCCUCGAGACAAUCGCAGAUGCUGCUUCUGUCACGAAGAGGGAGACGGGGCCACUGACGGCCCCGCCCGCCUGCUCAACCUUGACUUGGACCUCUGGGUGCACCUCAAUUGUGCCCUGUGGUCCACGGAAGUAUAUGAGACCCAGGGUGGGGCACUGAUGAAUGUGGAGGUUGCCUUGCACCGAGGAUUGCUAACCAAGUGCUCUCUGUGCCAGCGAACUGGUGCCACUAGCAGCUGCAACCGCAUGCGUUGCCCCAGCGUCUACCAUUUUGCCUGUGCCAUCCGCGCUAAGUGCAUGUUCUUCAAGGACAAGACCAUGCUGUGUCCAAUGCACAAGAUCAAGGGCCCCUGUGAGCAGGAGCUAAGCUCCUUCGCUGUCUUCCGGAGGGUCUACAUUGAACGGGAUGAGGUGAAGCAGAUUGCCAGCAUCAUCCAGCGGGGAGAGCGGCUGCACAUGUUCCGAGUAGGAGGGCUUGUGUUUCAUGCCAUUGGACAGCUGCUCCCACACCAGAUGGCUGACUUCCACAGUGCCACUGCCCUCUAUCCUGUGGGCUACGAGGCCACUCGCAUCUACUGGAGUCUUCGUACUAACAAUCGUCGCUGCUGCUACCGCUGUUCCAUCAGUGAGAAUAAUGGACGGCCUGAGUUUGUGAUCAAAGUCAUCGAACAGGGUUUAGAGGAUCUGGUCUUCACCGAUGCAUCUCCCCAAGCUGUGUGGAACCGCAUCAUUGAGCCUGUGGCUGCCAUGAGAAAAGAGGCCGACAUGCUGAGACUCUUCCCUGAGUACCUGAAAGGCGAAGAGCUCUUUGGGCUGACGGUACAUGCUGUGCUCCGCAUAGCUGAGUCGCUCCCUGGGGUGGAGAGCUGUCAGAACUAUUUAUUCCGCUAUGGGCGCCACCCCUUGAUGGAACUACCACUCAUGAUCAACCCCACCGGCUGUGCCAGAUCAGAACCGAAAAUCCUCACACACUACAAACGGCCCCAUACCUUGAACAGCACCAGCAUGUCUAAGGCGUAUCAGAGCACCUUCACAGGCGAGACCAACACCCCGUACAGCAAGCAGUUUGUGCACUCCAAGUCGUCUCAGUACCGGCGCCUGCGCACUGAGUGGAAGAACAAUGUUUACCUGGCUCGCUCACGGAUCCAGGGCCUAGGGCUCUAUGCAGCCAAGGACCUAGAGAAGCACACGAUGGUCAUCGAGUACAUUGGCACCAUCAUUCGCAAUGAGGUGGCCAAUCGGCGGGAGAAGAUCUACGAGGAGCAGAACCGAGGCAUUUACAUGUUUCGGAUAAACAAUGAGCAUGUGAUUGACGCCACGCUGACCGGAGGCCCUGCCAGGUACAUUAACCACUCCUGUGCCCCUAACUGUGUAGCAGAGGUGGUGACAUUUGACAAGGAGGACAAGAUCAUCAUCAUCUCCAGCCGGCGAAUCCCUAAAGGAGAAGAGCUGACCUAUGACUAUCAGUUUGAUUUUGAGGACGAUCAGCACAAGAUCCCCUGUCACUGUGGAGCCUGGAACUGUAGGAAAUGGAUGAACUAAGAAGCUUUGAGGCUACCAGGCAGGGGAGUUCCCCCCACUCCCGCCUCCUCCCUGAAAGGGAUGAGGGGGAAGAGAGGUAGCAGCCAGAGCCAGGACCCAGGGCUGGGGCUGCCGGCUGACCGGAGCCCCUGGAGCAGGAGGCUUGGGUGGAGGACCCUAGGCCAAGCCUACCCUGGGCACCAGGGACAACCUUCUUCCCUGCCACCGGCCCUUAGGCUGGCAUCUGCCCCCAGUUCCAGGAGGGGACAGGCAGAAGCAGCCGCUGGGCAUCUCAGGUUUGAGGGGGCUAUAUGGGCCGGGACUACCCAGAAGUGUCAGGGAGCAGGGAGGGGUGUGCGGCGGGCCUCAGCCCUGCUGCCUCCACUGACCUCGCUGGCCCAACUCAAGGCUGCAAAGAGACUUGACUAAGCUUGACAAUCCCAAAGGCCGGGUCCCACACCUGGCCCUGCCUGCCGGGUCCUGCCCCUACCCUCACCCCCAUCCCCUUCCUCUCUAUCUGUCUCUGUCUCCCUCUUUUCCUCUGUGUUUCUGUCUCUCUAUGGGUUGUGUUUCCUUGUUUUCCACUCUGACAAAUGCAACAUGACGGGAAAGAGGCAUCCAGAUGCCCAGGAGGGCAAGCCGGGCACUCCGGGCACGCCGGGCAAGGAGACCCCGCACCCACACCUACCUCAUUUAAGUGUUGGAUUUUUUGCUGUUUUGAAAUGUGAGACCCUCUCCGAGCCCCCUACUGCCCCGACUCUCUCCCCCACCUCACUGCCCUCAUCUAGUGGGUGGAAGGGGGGUAGGAGAAGGACAACAACAACAAUAACAACAACAAAAAUCCAUCUUUGUUUUUAAUUAUGGGCGUGGGAUGGCGGCUGAGGUGAAUGGUGAUGAAGACUGGGCUGACUGGUCCCUAGUUGCUCUAAGACCUCCUUCUCCAUCUGGACAUGGAGGCUGGAGGGGUGUGCUAAAUCUAGGACCAGGAUCUCGCUCUCCUGUUUUCCCAGCCUCAUCCUGAGCCCAUCUGCCCUCCAGCCCCUGGACGGGGUGUGGGGGGUAGGGUGAGGGCUAUCCCUGAGUGGCAUGCCUGUACCCCAUGAGGCAGGGUGUGGCCCAGAGCUCUCACUUGCCCUCAGUCACCAAACUGCUGCUGGUCUGGUGGGAAUGGGUGGUGAUGUGGGGGUGGGGAGCUUAGUGUCAGCGCGGGGAGGGUGGGGGGUAUUUAUCUAUUUAUACAUGGGAUUGUACAUAGUCUUGUGGGGCAUGGGGGAGCCGGCCGGAGGUGAGAACCCUCCCCUCUCCCCCUACCCCCGGGGAGAGAAAAUGUAAAACUACUAAUUUUUGUGCUUUAUAUAUUCUAUAUAAAUAUAUCUAUUUUCUUUUUACAAAACCAGUUUAUAAAUGGUAGGGGGGUGUGGGGCGGACACAUGGAGCUCCCCUUGUGGGGGGGCCCCCUCCACUACCCAACCUACCGCCCUUUCCUCCCCCCUCCCCACCCCCUGGCUGUGACUGCUGUAAGGUGGGGGUAUAGAGAGAAGCUGGGUGAUCUUUCCCCGGGGUGUAGAGUUGGACUAUGUUAUAACGCACAAAGUAAGCUGGCCCCAGGGGGCGCCAGAGGGUGACGGUCCCCUAUCUUCCAUUUCCCUUCCUUUCUGCCCAAGCUUGUGCUGCAGUUGAACCUCUUCCUGCGGGUGGGGGUAGGGUAGAGGGUGUGUGAGGCCUCAGACCCCUUCUCUGGUCGGGAGCCGAGGGGUGAAAUGAAGCUUGUACACAGUUCUCUCCUAGGGGCUGUGGGCAAAGGGCGUUCUGUAAUUAAUAUUUUCAAGAAUCAGAUUAUCUGGAUUGUAGAUGGGCUGGACUGUGGCAAUGGGCAGGCCUGCUGGAGGGCGAGAGCGGUUGCUGUUGGGAUUUUAGGUUUUUGUUUUGUUUUGAAUUUAGGGGAUUGUGGAUCGAUGGGGGUAGGGAGAUUUUUUUCUUUUUUAUUUUUCCCCGGCCUUUUUUUUUUUUUUUUUUUUUUUUUUUAAAGCUGCUUCCUCAACUGUUUCAAGCUGCAAAUGUUUAUGAGAAUAACAACUCCCCCCCACACACACACUUCCACAGAAACCAUUGUAAUAAGAUCGGACAGUGGGAAAACUGGGCUUGCUGUCCCCAAAGCCACAGAGCUGAAAGGUGUAGGCAUUAGGUGGGGGGAGAUUGUCUCCUGUGAGUCGGGCUCUGGUUGGGGCUUGGGCCCUGGAACUGGGAAAGGAGAAGGGGCAGACUUUGUAAGCAUAUGCUAGGUAUCCAGUAGUCCUGUAGAAUUUAGUGAAGAAACCUUAUACAGUUUUUAAUUUUUAUAUAAACUAUAACUCAGACCCACGCUACAAGGUUGGAAUUUUGGUUGUUGUUGGUUUUUUUAAGUACCCCGCCUGUAUAAUUGCACCAAAAUCCCACCCCCAACCCCGCCCCCUGUGUUUGUAUUUUGGGUUGGUUUACACUUGCACAUACUCAAUUUUUCAGUUUCUCCCUUUUACCUUCUACCCUCACCUCCAGGACCCUCCCCCUUUUUAAAAAAAUAAAUCGCUGACAAGUGUGAAUCCAGUGAAGAACUUUAUUUUGUGUUGUGUGUAUCCUGUACAGCAAGGUUGGUCCUUCGUAACAACGGAUGAAAUGGUUCCCUUUUUUAAAGCGCUCUCUCUUCCUCCACCCCCAGCGCCCCUGUCCUUGGCAUGUUUUGUAUCAGCGAUCAUUCUGAACUGUACAUAAUUUAUGUUGCAAGAGGCAAAGGGCAAGUUUUGGAUUUUGCUUCUUCAAAGUUUGUUUUUAAACGAUAAAUAAAAAAAGAGAACAUUUUAA
Molecule: messenger RNA, 19511 nt
Organism: Arvicanthis niloticus (Nile rat)
Lineage: Eukaryota; Metazoa; Chordata; Mammalia; Rodentia; Muridae
Source: RefSeq, a predicted model, not a curated record